Messenger RNA from Aspergillus aculeatinus CBS 121060, 780 nucleotides. RefSeq lists its product as uncharacterized. The record is from RefSeq and is a predicted model, not a curated record. Lineage: Eukaryota; Fungi; Ascomycota; Eurotiomycetes; Eurotiales; Aspergillaceae. The transcript has 5 exons. Gene Ontology annotation, molecular function: metallopeptidase activity. The coding region runs from base 1 to 780 and encodes 259 amino acids.
AUGUACGGAAGACGUCUUUUUCUAUGCUUGUUUCUGUUACCCUUUUCCUUCUGCUCCCCGGUCGAGAAUGCCGCCCGUGAGGAUGUUCUUGCCAAAGCGACAAAGAAUUACCAGGGAAUCAAUUGGGAUCUUGCAGCCAACGACUGCGGAGGAUCCAGGUUCAACACCCUGGUGGAAGCCACUCGGAUGGCCAUCCAGCUCACUGAACGCCCAAGCCAACCGGUGAGUACGCCGGGGUGGAACCGCUUCUUCCUCUCCGACAAGCAUAUCAAGAAAAGGGAAGGCUGGAUUGGGCAAGGCACUCAUUAUGCGAAAGUGCUGGGGAAAUGGGAGAUACACUUCUGCGAUCAAUUCUGGGCCGUUGGUCACCUCAAAGACAAACGCCGAAAGAACUCCCCGCAGGACUUAGAGACUCUGAAAAGUUUCGAACAUGUCAUCGCCCACGAGCUUCUGCACUGUGGUGUUGUGACAGGUAGCAGUCAGAGGGCUAUUGAUAAGAAAGCCACCCUUCCAAGCUGGCCAACAGAAGUGGACGUAUACGGAGCCAGUCGGUGUUCCGAGUACGCGUGGCUGUAUGCAGAUAAGAAGAAGGCCAAUUUCGUGGUCAAGGAAAAUGCGGAUAAUUAUGCCUGGUUCUAUACCAACAAUUGGUUCAACAAGCAAUGGAACUGGCAUGACGAUGGGGAAGGCGAUGAAGCCAGUGUUGGGGGUGGGGGUGAGGACGUUGCCUACUAUCUAGGUACGCUUGCCAAGGUAACGAGCCCCCAUGGUCGAUCGUGA